AGUAGAUCAACAGGUCAGCGUCGUCAUGAUCAAGACAAUUCCAACGAACGAAUGCGUGUUCCUAGUCCAACGAUCAGGUAGAAAUCGCGAAAUGUCGCAGUUAGCAUUACUAAUACCCUGCAUGCCGGUAUAAGUAUACCCGCAUCUUGGGUUGAAGCUGAGAACGGCAUUGCACACAGCCCUUUUCCCUAACAUCAUAUCGAAAUGGCGUCUUCUCCCUCUGCACGAAGCUCAAGCAUGCAAGUUCCAAGCCCUAUUCUCGGUUCCCUCAAUGAGAUAUGCAUCGUUACCCCUAAUCUCUACAAAACCCUUGACAGCCUUACCCGUCUCGGGCUGGGCCCCUUCCGGGUGUUCAUGUUCGAUUCCACCACAGUCCCCAAACAAGAGCUCCGCGGUAAACAGGGCUCCGAUCUGUACACCAUGCACGUGGCCUUUGCGCAGAAUCCAGACCCGAACGAGCCCGUCGUGGAGAUCAUCCAGCCUCUGACGGGCCAGACGUCCAUGCAGGACUAUUUAGACACGCACAAUAAUCAGGAAGGCGUUCAGCACAUCGCAUUCAAUAUGGAGGAUCUGCCCAUGGUCGAGAGGCAAAAGCGCAUGAAGGAGAGGGGCAUCGAACCGCUUAUGCAAGGAUGGUGGAGAGGUAAGAAAGGGGAGACGCACUUCUGCUUCUUUGACACGGUGGGAAAGGGGCUGGCCACCUGCUUCGAGACCAUUGAGUUCUCCGAGGAUUGGGAAGAACCCGAGUUUGAGUGGUAUCCGGGGCCGCCUGUUGAUGAUCUGAAAAGGAGUCGUACCUUUGGACCGAGUUCGGGGUCCGGACAGGGUGCCGAUGGGCUUGAGAUAUUGCUAUGAGCUCUGCACUUUGUAGAAAGGAAUCUUGCACAAACUACGGCCACUAUUUCAUAUAUGGAUAAUUGGGAGUGUUCGAAAGAUAUAACUUAUUCUUUACAGACUGCAAAACAUGUUGACGUGGCUGGCCAAUCAAGUCACGUAUUGGUGCAUCUAACGAAGCCACGUUCUCAAGAUCCC
This is a messenger RNA of Truncatella angustata, 1032 nucleotides long. RefSeq names its product Glyoxalase/Bleomycin resistance protein/Dioxygenase superfamily-domain-containing protein. Bases 205 to 855 code for a protein of 216 amino acids. Lineage: Eukaryota; Fungi; Ascomycota; Sordariomycetes; Amphisphaeriales; Sporocadaceae. The record is from RefSeq and is a predicted model, not a curated record. The transcript has a single exon.